CAGCCUCCUCCUGCUGGCACUUCAGACUGGAGGCUGCAGAGAGUCUGAAGUACACAUUUCUUUGAAAACUGCUGCGGUUUAAAAAACACUGAAAACCAUGCUUCGGGUAAUUGUGGAAUCUGCUUCCAAUAUCCCUAGACAUACAUUCGGAAAACCAGAUCCUAUCGUGUCCGUUAUUUUUAAAGAUGAAAAAAAGAAAACAAAGAAAAUUGAUAGUGAACUCAACCCUGUUUGGAAUGAGAUUCUUGAGUUUGAUUUGAAAGGAAUCGCUCUGGAUAUUUCGUCAGUCCUGCAGAUUAUUGUGAAAGAUUUCGAAACUAUAGGGCAAAACAAGUUAAUUGGCACAGCAACUGUAUCCCUCAAAGAACUAGUAGGCACACAAAGCAGAUCGCUUCCAUUCAAGCUCGUUCCACUGCUGAAUGAAAAGGGACUGGAAACCGGCGCAACAAUUGAUUUGGUGGUGGGGUAUGAGCCACCAGCUGGACCUCCGAAUCCAAAUGACCCAGGGGGAACGGAUGCACAAGGCAUUGAAGAUGGCGAAGAAGACGGAGGUGAUGAGGAGUCGCCUGAUGGUGGAGCUGGUCCCGUUCCCCAGGGCGGUCCACGUGCCACCCGCGAAACUCAGCUUGCUCGUCGAAUUGCCAAAGGAAAGCAAAACCGGAAGCUGCUUUCUAACAAGCCUCAAGACUUCCAGAUUCGUGUUAGGGUCAUUGAAGGACGUCAGUUCUCUGGGAAUAACAUAAAGCCAGUUGUGAAAGUACACAUUUGUGGCCAGACACACAGAACAAGAAUCAAAAGAGGCAACAAUCCUUAUUUUGAUGAGAUGUUUUACUACAAUGUCCACAUGACCCCUUCAGAGCUCUUUGAUGAAACAAUAAGCAUUCGGGUAUAUGACUCUUAUUCUUUACGUGCCGACAGUCUAAUGGGGGAAUUUAAAAUUGACAUUGGCUAUGUCUACGAUGAACCUGGACACGCGGCCAUGAGAAAAUGGCUGCUUCUAAAUGACCCUGAAGAUUCAAAUUCAGGUGCCAAAGGGUACUUGAAAGUCAGCAUGUUCGUUCUCGGAACAGGAGAUGAGCCACCUGUGGAAAAUAGAGAACGGGAGAAUGAAAACGAUGAUGUAGAAAGUAAUCUUUUGCUACCGGCUGGGAUAGUGCUCCGAUGGGUCACUUUCGUUCUUAAGAUCUACAGAGCUGAAGAUAUUCCUCAGAUGGAUGAUGCUUUUGCACAGACUGUAAAGGAAAUAUUUGGUGGAGAAGCAGAUAAGAAAAACCUUGUGGAUCCAUUUGUGGAAGUUUGCUUUGCUGGGAAAAAGGUUUGCACAAAUAUAAUUGAAAAAAAUGCUAACCCAGUGUGGAAUCAACUUGUUAAUCUUCAGAUCAAGUUCCCUUCGAUGUGUGAAAAAAUAAGACUGGUGGUGUACGAUUGGGAUCGCCUCACCAGAAAUGAUGUUGUAGGCACCACAUACUUGAGCCUCUCCAAAAUUGCUGCUUCGGGGGGAGAAGUUGAAGAGUUUUCAUCUUCGGGAGCUGGGGCUUCAUCAUAUGAAGUAAAUACCGGAGAGACAGAAGUGGGCUUCUUACCAACAUUUGGGCCUUGUUAUCUAAACCUUUAUGGAAGUCCAAGAGAAUAUACUGGAUUCCCAGAUCCGUACGAUGAUCUAAAUUCUGGAAAGGGAGAGGGGGUAUCUUACAGAGGCCGGAUCCUGGUUGAACUAACCACACUGCUUGACAGCAAACCGCUUUCUAAAAAGAUUGAAAUGAUACCCAGUGAUGAUGUACUAGUGGUUGAGAAAUAUCAACGGAGAAGAAAGUACAGCCUCAGCGCCGUGUUCCAUUCUGCCACCAUGUUGCAAGAUAUUGGCGAAGCCAUCCAAUUUGAAGUCAGCAUAGGGAACUAUGGCAAUAAAUUUGAUACCACCUGCAAACCGCUGGCAUCAACAACUCAGUACAGUCGGGCUGUAUUUGAUGGAAACUUCUAUUACUACCUGCCAUGGGCAAACACGAAGCCAGUGGUGACACUUACUUCAUAUUGGGAGGAUAUAAGUCAUAGACUGGACCCUUUGAACCUUCUUCUUGCCAUAGUGGAAAAACUGCAAACAAACCUGACAGCCUUAAAAUCAGGAAUACAAGCAAAGGUUUCGGAAAACCAGUUGACUGAAACAUGGCUGAAGCUAAUAGAUGAGCUUAUGGAGGACCUGAGCAAGGAAUUCCCAAGCCAGCAAGGCAAACACAAUGUCACGGUCCUUGAUACACAGAUCUACAAACUGCGGGAGAAAUCGAUCAGACAGAUUCAGGAGGCAGCUCUGAAAAUGAGGAGUGAAGCCACAGAUAUCAAGGCCACACUGACAGAAAUUGAGGAUUGGCUGGAAAAAUUAAUACUGCUAUCUGAAGAGCCACAGAACAGCAUGCCUGACGUGAUCGUUUGGAUGAUCCGGGGGGAGAAGAGGCUUGCCUACGCUCGCAUUCCUGCCCACGAGGUUUUGUAUUCCACAAUUCCUGGGGCAUCUGGGAAAUUUUGUGGGAAGUCCCGGACCGUCUUCUUAAAGUAUCCACAGGACAAAAACAAUGGCAACAAAAUACCCGCACAGUUGCGAAUUAGUUUUUGGCUUGGCUUGAGUGCAGUAGAAAAGAAGUUUAACAGCUUCGCAGAAGGAACAUUUAGCGUCUUUGCUGAAAUGUAUGAAAACCAGGCACUUAUGUUUGGGAAGUGGGGAACUUCCGGACUCGUUGGCCGCCACAAGUUUUCCGAUGUCACAGGAAAAAUAAAACUGAAAAGAGAGUACUUUCUGCCUCCCAAAGGAUGGGACUGGAAAGACGACUGGUUCAUUGAUCCUGAAAGAAGCUUGCUGACGGAAGCAGAUGCUGGUCACACUGAGUUUGCUGAUGAAGUGUAUCAAAAUGAAAGCCGCUAUCCUGGAGGAGAAUGGAAAGCAGCUGAAGACACUUUUACAGAUGUGAAUGGAGAAAAAGCACCACCACCAGGUGAAAUAACCUGUCCUCCAGGUUGGAUGUGGGAGGAUGAUGCUUGGAUAUACGAUAUAAACCGAGCAGUGGAUGAAAAAGCUUGGGAAUAUGGAAUUACCAUUCCCCCUGACGAUAAACCCAAGUCGUGGGUUGCAGCAGAGAAAAUGUAUCAUACUCAUAGAAGAAGAAGGCUGGUUCGAAGACGCAGAAAAGAUCCAAACCAAACAGUUUCAUCAAGGGCAACCACACCCUAUGAAGAUCAAGAAGGAUGGGAAUUUGCAUCACUGAUUGGAUGGAAAUUUCACUGGAAGCAGCGCAGUUCCGACACUUUCCGCCGCAGGCGGUGGAGGAGAGAAAUGAUUCCUUCUGACACAUGUGGUUCAUCAGCCAUCUUUAAGCUUGAAGGAGCUCUUGGAGCAGAUACAAGCAUUGAUGAGGGAGAAAAAUCUUCUGAGAAGACCAAAGAGGCAGCAGCAACACGUAUAUUCGGUGCAAGCACUCCUAUAAUCUCUUGCAACUUUGACAGAGUCUACAGUUACCACCUUCGAUGUUAUAUCUAUCAAGCAAGAAAUCUAAUAGCUUUGGAUAAAGACAGCUUUUCAGAUCCAUAUGCUCAUGUUUCAUUCCUUCACCGAAGCAAAACAACCGAAACCAUCAAGUCAACAUUGAACCCAACAUGGGAUCAAACUAUCAUAUUUGAUGAAAUUGAAAUCUAUGGAGAUCCCUACACGGUAGAACAAAACCCUCCUCAUGUGGUUGUUGAACUCUUCGAUAGUGACCAAGUGGGCAAAGAUGAGUUCCUUGGAAGAACCUCUUGUUGUCCUAUGGUCAAGCUCAACCCAGAUAUUGACAUCAGUCCGAAACUUCUCUGGUAUCCAGUUAUGAAUGGGGGCAAGGCUUGUGGAGAUGUGCUUUUAGCAGCUGAGCUUUUGCUGAGUGAAAAGGGUGGAACCAACCUUCCAAUUCUUCCUUCAAAAAAAGCAUCAAACCUUUACAUGGUGCCACAAGGAAUCAGACCCGUGGUUCAACGGACUGUUAUUGAGAUCCUUGCCUGGGGACUGCGCAACAUGAAAAGCUACCAAAUGGCUUCUGUUACUUCCCCUAGUCUCAUUAUAGAGUGUGGAGGUGAAAUGAUAGAAUCUGUUGUGAUUAAAAACCUGAAGAAGACACCAAAUUUUCCCGGAUCUGUUCUCUGCAUGACAGUGUCGCUGCCCAAAGAGGAAUUGUACACGCCAUCACUAGUUAUUAAAGUGAUAGACCACAGGCAAUUUGGCCGUAAACCUAUCGUGGGACAAUGUACCAUUGGGGCACUGGAGCGUUUUCGCUGUGAUCCUUAUGCGACGAAAGCCGACAUUGCACCACAGAUGAAAGUUACUCUUCUGUCAGCUGCACCUCGGCGAGAUGUGGUCAUUGAAGUGGAAGACACGCAACCUUUACUAGCAGCGCAGCUCACAGAAAAGGAGGAAGAAAUUGUCGACUGGUGGAGCAAGUUUUAUGCUUCAAUAGGAGAUACUGAGAAAUGUGGACAAUAUAUUGCAAAGGGAUACGAUACGCUAAAGGUGUACAAGAGUGAACUGGAGAAUGUACCCGAUUUUAGGGGUUUAACAGAUUUUUGUGAUACUUUCAAGCUGCAUCGGGGCAGGUCUGAAGAAAAUGAUGACCCUAGUGUUGUGGGAGAAUUUAAGGGCUCUUUUAGGAUCUACGCAUUACCAGAUGACCCUAAUGUACCACCUCCUCCUCGGCAGUUCCGUGAACUUCCAGACAGUGGGCCUCAAGAGUGUAUCAUUCGGAUUUAUAUAGUCCGAGGCUUAGAACUCCAGCCUAAGGAUAACAAUGGAAUGUGUGAUCCUUAUAUUAAAAUCACCUUGGGCAAAAAAGUGGUGGAAGACAGAGAUCAUUAUAUUCCCAACACUACCAAUCCAAUUUUUGGCAGAAUGUACGAACUGAGUUGCUUCUUGCCUCAAGAGAAGGAUCUGAAAAUUUCUGUUUAUGACUAUGAUAUGCUGACUCGAGAUGAAAAAGUUGGUGAAACCAUCAUUGAUUUGGAAAACAGAUUUCUCUCCCGCUUUGGAUCUCAAUGUGGAAUACCACAGCAGUACUGUGUCUCAGGUAUCAAUACAUGGAGAGACCAACUGAAGCCAACACAACUCUUGCAAAAUUUAGCCAGGGUCAAAGGCUAUUCUCCCCCAGUCCUUUCUGAAAACGGGAGGAGGAUUAGUUAUGGAGGAAGAGAAUACACUUUGGAAGAAUUUGAGGCCAACAAAAAACUGCAUGAACACCUUGGGCCUGGUGAAGAACGGCUUGCCCUUUACAUUCUCAGAACUCAGGGCUUGGUGCCUGAGCAUGUAGAGACAAGAACUUUGUUCAGUACCUUCCAGCCAAACAUCUCACAAGGGAAGCUUCAGAUGUGGGUGGAUGUUUUCCCCAAAAGCAUGGGUCCACCCGGCCCUCCUUUCAACAUCACUCCUCGCAAGGCUAAGAAGUAUGAGCUGCGGGUAAUUGUGUGGAACACAAAGGAUGUCAUCCUGGAUGAAAAAAGCAUCACAGGGGAAGAAAUGAGUGAUAUCUAUGUGAAAGGAUGGAUGCCUGGCCAUGAAGAAAAUAAGCAGAAAACAGAUGUGCAUUACAGGUCCCUAGACGGGGAAGGGAACUUCAACUGGAGAUUUAUUUUUCCUUUUGAGUAUUUUCCAGCUGAGCAGCUCUGUACAGUUUCAAAAAAGGAACACUUUUGGAGCCUUGACAAUACAGAAUUCAGAAUUCCACCCAAGCUGCUUAUUCAAAUAUGGGACAAUGAUAAGUUUUCCUUGGAUGACUAUCUUGGUUUUGUUGAACUUGAUUUGCACAAUGCAAUUGUGCCAGCAAAGUCUCCAGAAAAGUGCUCUUUGGACAUGAUUCCAGAAUACAAGCCAACUAACACUCUCAAGACCCCUAAGAUUGCUUCACUCUUUGAACAGAAAUCCAUGAGAGGAUGGUGGCCAUGCUAUGCAGAAAAAGAUGGCUCCCGUGUUUUGGCUGGUAAAGUUGAGAUGACUCUGGAAGUUCUUGGUGAAAAAGACAUUGAUGAACGGCCAGCUGGUAAAGGCAGAGAUGAACCUAAUAUGAACCCCAAAUUAGAGCAACCAAACCGACCAGAUACAUCUUUCCUUUGGUUCACAAAUCCAUGCAAGACAAUGAAGUUCAUUGUGUGGCGCAGAUUUAAGUGGGUUUUCAUUGGCAUCCUCCUCCUCCUGAUUGUGCUCUUGUUUGUAGCAAUUCUACUGUACUCACUGCCGAACUACCUGUCAAUGAAGAUUGUGAAUCCAUUUUCAUCUGGUUAAGGAAUACCCUUUUCUAUAAAAUGUUACAUUCCAGUAAGGUUUUGAAACCUCCGCCUUUGGACCCAACAUAACCACCUGAUAAUCCUAUACAUAUCUACUCAAAAACAAGCCCCCCUGAAUUCAGUGGGACUUACUCCCUGGAUAGGAUCGCUGCAUAAAUCAAGCUGCUUGUGUUUUUAACCAGGAAGAGGGUCAUUUCUAAGAAUUGAACUGUUAUGUAUGAUGUAUUGGGUGGUGCCAACUGUAAAAUACUAUGCUACAGUUCAGCGUUUUGACUACAACAGUUCAUUUUCUCGUUAUGUUAUCAUCUGUUUUAAAAAUUACUUUCCAAAAACAUUAUUCCAGAAAGCUUUCUCUUUCUCUCUCCUUUUUAAAGAUGCACUCUAUUUAAAGUAUUUUUUUUAUCAUGAGCACUUUGAAAUCCUGCCUCUUGAUUUAUGGAAAAAGCAGGCACUACUUACAUUUUUAGAAAUAAAAAAAACCAAAAACCAGUGCAAUAAAAAUUGUUCACCAGCUGUGUGAACCUCAUGUUUUUAAAAAGGUCAUAUUUACAGCAACAAGCUUCUAUUCUCUGUGGUUCAACUUUAUGAGCAAAACGAUGAAAUAAAGCAAUAUAAACUCGUGA
Messenger RNA from Podarcis raffonei (Aeolian wall lizard), 6908 nucleotides. RefSeq names its product myoferlin (gene MYOF). The transcript has 54 exons. Lineage: Eukaryota; Metazoa; Chordata; Lepidosauria; Squamata; Lacertidae. The record is from RefSeq and is a predicted model, not a curated record. The coding region runs from base 98 to 6283 and encodes 2061 amino acids. Gene Ontology annotation, biological process: membrane fusion; plasma membrane organization. Gene Ontology annotation, cellular component: membrane.